AUGCAAUGUCAUGUUAAUAAUGAUGGUUACGAAAAUUAUCGAAUAUCACCAAAAUCUCUACCACCUGUCUAUGUUAAACAACGCCUCAAUGUUUAUGUGAUGUUUCCAAAGACGAUAAAAGAAAAAAUUUCAGGAUCUAUCGAAUUUUUGACAAAUACAGAUAAUCUACUUGAAUGUGUUACAUUUACUGACACGGAACCUUUAUCAUCACUUGUCGCAACUCGUUUAGUAGCUAAAUCAAUUAUUAAUGACCUUCAAAUAGUUGAUUAUAAUUCAAAAUCAUCUCAUCAUAAUCGUUUUAUUGAACAAUACAAAGAAGAUAAAAAGCAAGAACUAAUUAAUGUAUCAAUUCAAUAUCAAAUUCUUUCACCAUUUACGGCAUUUAUUGGCAUUGAAACACGUACUGAACAAGAGAUAAUAACUGAAGCAUCAUCAGGUGAAAUAAUUCUUCAAGAAGUACCUAUUGAAAUUCGAUCAAAUGAGAGCACGUUGGAUAAUUCCAAUGAUUCCGACGAAGAUUUUGAAAAAGAUGAUGAUGAAUAUGAAGAAUCAGCUGUCGAAGAUUACCACAUUAUUUUCAUACGCUCGGGACGCAAAUAUUCUGUAGACAUGAAAGUGACAGAAAAAUUAUUUUCACCCUCAUAUGGUAAAUUAUUAGAAACAGACAAACCUAGAAAAAGAUUUUGUUCUUGA
Messenger RNA from Rotaria sp. Silwood2, 693 nucleotides. Lineage: Eukaryota; Metazoa; Rotifera; Eurotatoria; Philodinida; Philodinidae. The record is from the annotation of a GenBank genome assembly.